Chelonus insularis is the source of this 458-nucleotide messenger RNA. RefSeq names its product mitochondrial import inner membrane translocase subunit Tim9-like (gene Tim9a). Lineage: Eukaryota; Metazoa; Arthropoda; Insecta; Hymenoptera; Braconidae. The record is from RefSeq and is a predicted model, not a curated record. Bases 91 to 369 code for a protein of 92 amino acids. The transcript has 2 exons.
GUAUACACAUGAAUUAGUUCAUAACCUUAAAAAGAAUAUCUCAUUCAUAAAUUGUUAAAUUCUGUUUAAUUAAAUUUUAAUUAAUAAAUAAUGGCAGUACCUGGUGUUCCUGCAGAUGUUGAAGUUGAACAAAUAAAAUCUUUUAAAGAUUUUUUAUCUUCAUAUAACAAACUUUCAGAGGUUUGUUUUAUUGAUUGUAUAUCUGAUUUUACAACUCGAGAAAUAAGAGAUAAAGAAGAAAAAUGUGCUCUAAAUUGUAUGGAAAAAUAUUUAAAGAUGAAUCAAAGGGUUUCUCAACGAUUUCAAGAAUAUCAGAUGGUAAUAAACGAAAAUGCGAUGGCUACUGUAAAGAAACUUGAAGGAAAAUAAAUAAUUCAUUUUGAUGUAUAAAAUUCUCCACUAGUUUAUAAUUAAAAGCAUUUAUAUUCAAAUUAAACUUUAUUGAUGAAAGAACAUAA